Messenger RNA from Olea europaea var. sylvestris, 333 nucleotides. Its product is annotated as tyrosine decarboxylase 1-like. The coding region runs from base 1 to 333 and encodes 110 amino acids. The record is from RefSeq and is a predicted model, not a curated record. Lineage: Eukaryota; Viridiplantae; Streptophyta; Magnoliopsida; Lamiales; Oleaceae. The transcript is spliced from 4 exons. Gene Ontology annotation, molecular function: pyridoxal phosphate binding; carbon-carbon lyase activity. Gene Ontology annotation, biological process: carboxylic acid metabolic process.
AUGAUAAAUAUAUUCGUGUAUUGCUCUACCGCCACAGAGGAUCCAGCUCUUUCUGUAGAGUUAAUAUUGGGCCUAUUGGUACUUGAAAUGAUCAUUUUGGAUUGGCCUGCGAAGGCACUCAAGCUACCGGAUGAAUUCCUCUCAACAGGACAAGAAGAUGAAGUGAUACGGGGUGCAACAAGUGAAGCAGUAUUAGUCGUUCCUUUGGCCGCUCGAGGCAAUGUUCUAAGAAAGGUUGAGAAAGAUGCCAUUGGAAAGCUUGUGGCCUGCAGCUCUAAUCAAACUCAUUCCGCUCUAUCGGUUGUGGCAUUACUCUCUAUUUUAAAAUGUUAA